Messenger RNA from Cryptococcus deneoformans JEC21, 2838 nucleotides. RefSeq names its product expressed protein. The record is from RefSeq and is a predicted model, not a curated record. The transcript has 2 exons. Lineage: Eukaryota; Fungi; Basidiomycota; Tremellomycetes; Tremellales; Cryptococcaceae. Bases 94 to 2757 code for a protein of 887 amino acids.
CCAAAAACAGUCCACCGCCGUUUACAUUCUUCCGCACAAAAAUCCCAACGGCGUAACGAGAGAGCCAUAUAUAGCCUCUGCGAACCUGCAGCCAUGCUCCGUCGCAUCCGCAUAAGACUCAGCCUAGCUCACUCCCCACGCCGCACUUCAUCCUCGGCAGCGUUUGCUCAUACCCUCGAAGAGCAGCACACAAUACCAUACGGUGUUGCGUACGGCGCAGGGCCAUCCAGGAUACCCUACCAGCCUCCGAGCUACUCAUUUAUGGGCCGAGCACAAGGUCAUGAAGCUGCCAGAUUUCUGCGAGAAAAGCUGAGCUCCUUGUCUCAUGGCAGUUAUGCCGCGCCCCAAGCUUUUGCGGCGUCACUUGUCAGGUCGAUAGAGGGCGCAGCGGAAAAAACUCAAAUAAGGACAAAUGAGCUUGUUCCUUCAUUGUCGCGUCUCGAGCUGCAUACAAUCGUGCAUCACCUGAUCCGGGAGAAAAAAGGCAAUCUCGCGUCGGCCAUUGUCCUUCAGGCGUUGCAGAGUGCUCCGCGGAUGGCUCGUCGUCGGAUCGUUAGCCCAAAAACACUUCGUAUCUUGUUUGGGAACCGCUCCAUUUUCCACAUGAGCAAAGCGUCGUCUAAACGUCGAGCGAUUGCUCCCAACCUCCAGCCGACGGUCGCCGAGCAAAGGUCUCCCCCGCCUGCUUCUCGUCUUCAAACCUUGCUUGACAUCCUCGACAUACUUCAAGACGUGCGCUACUCCCGAACGCCAGAACUAUAUGAACUUAUCAUUUCUUCAUGUUGUGACGAGGGACAGCCACAUUUAGCAGCCAAGAUCUACACUGGUCUUGUUGAGGAGUGGGUCACAGAAGGACGUGUAGCAGAAGGUGCGAACCCGGAAGAAUUCCAUCCUGGUGGUGGACCUCCCAGAGGAUGGAAGAAGGGUGAUGGUGGAAGGUGGUGGACAGGUGUACGAACGUGGCGUUGGCCAGGUGAAGUCCUUUCACCCCACGAUCGUCUUGAUCUUUGGCAUCCGCAGCAGCUCGCCUUGCCCGAAAAGAUGCGCAACUUUCCUGUACCUCUCGCUACAUCCCCACCAUCCGUCGUACCCGCUCCACACUCUUCACUCCUAAACAACAUUGUCAACUCUCUCCAACUUGACCCUUCCAAAACCUCCCCCCACGAAUUUGCCUCUUCUAUGCGCGCCCUUGCCAUCUUGGCAAACACUGUACUCUCGCGUACACUCCCCAUCUUGGCUCUUGGCCCACUGCUCAAAGCAUGUCAUACCGCGCCGUUCAAGCCGGACGUUUACCCGGAGAGUAUGCAGGACAAGCCCGAGAAGGAUGAAUGGGCUUACACUGCGUUCACGCAGAUGCAUGUAAUGUUGAUGAGUUUGCUUUGGAGUCCACCCAUCUCGGCGGAGAGCAUGCGCUUGAUCGCGGCAGCUCAAACUGCGGAAAAAGCGAGAACCCCAGGUCUACCAAUGCCCGAGUCCAAAGAAACCGCCGUGGCGGUCACUCCUAUCCCGACCUUGCCCCUAGACAGUCCUUACAAACUCCCCCCGCUGACACUCUCAUCAUGCAGUAUCCUCCUGUCCUAUGCUUUCCGCAUUCUCAAGGCGCCCAACCUACUGAACGCGUUGAUGUUGUACAUGAAGAGUGUGUUCAAGCUGGGGAAAAGCAGCCCGUCAAAUUGGAAUAUUAUCCUAGGAGGCGCGUCAAGGCUGAGGGAGAACAAGUUGGCAGAUGAUGCUGGAAAGAUGUUGUUUGGAAGUUUAGGCAAUGUGGAUAGGGUGGAUAAGAGAGAAUUCUUCUCCAAAAGCAAAGGAGAAACCGUCGGUAACAAGGUUCAAUUUGAUCUGGCUUUAUCAAACGAGGAUGGUGAAGAACAGGGCGCAAGCCCAGAAGCCAACGAAUCGUCCCUCCUCGCGCUCAUCUCCCACCUUACCGCAUCUUCCCAAUUCUCUCGCCUCACAUCUCUUGUGUAUACCCUUAUACCCUACCUCGCUCACUCGCGUGGCCCCGCCACUGUACCCUCAUCAGACGAUCGUGGAUCUCAAGGUAUCGAAAUCGGCGAGAAUGGUCGUCCAAGAUCGGUACGCUUGACACCUCACGUAUGGGUAGCUCUUCUUCGAGGGAUGGAGAAGGCCGGCAAGACCGGUCUCGGUCAGAGACUUUACAAUGUCGGGCUGUAUGAGGAAGGUGUCGCGUGGAAGGAGAUGGUGGAGGAACAUCCAGAGUUGUCUGUGCUUCCUUCUACCCUCCGACUUCCACAAGAAUUCUUUACCACCGUCCUCCUUCUUUUCUCGCAACAUUCCUUCUUCCCUUCAUCUGGGAAGGCCUCGGUCAUCAAGGGUCUUCGUCUCCCGCGAGGUUCUGAGCGGCUUGCUCCCGAUCUGGCCGUUGGUCUCUUGGGCAUAAAGGUGCAUGAAACCGUCAAAGGCCGAUGGGAAGAUGGAUGGGUAGAUGAGAGCGAAAUGGAAGGUAUCAAGGGGCAAAAGUACUUUGAGGCAUUGAUCAAGUGCUCCUGGAAGCGUUGGGGUUUGGAUAUGCCGGAAAAAGCAUUGAGAGAAGGCGUUGGAAAAGAGAUUGUGGGUGUGAUAAAGGAUAUGGAAGCUUGGGGCGUGCAGGUGCCAGAAGUAUUGGUGGCAAGGUUCAAGGGAAAGAGGGUUGAUGUCAGGGAUGGAUUCUGGGGGAUUGAAGAGAUGAAGUGGUGUGGAAAGACGGAGAGUAAAGAGGAAGCAGCCAAGUUGUUGAAGAAGAUCAUGGGAGAAUAGAUUUUUCUUUUAUUGGGUGUAAUAAUGGAUUUCACAUAGCAUGGAUGGCAUCUAGCAUAGUAUUGAUUAAUUGGAAGCAAA